CAUGAGAACAUAAAUAUGUGCACAGGAUUUAUGAGAAUCUUAAAAGAACCGAAAACAGGUUCUGCAAGUGUUGUGCAGCACAAAAACUCCAAGAGUAAAAAGGAACGAAUACAGAUUGCCGGCUUACCUUUAAAAAUGAGUGUGACCGCUCCGUUCUGCACCCCAGUCUCUUCAGCUACACCAUUGAAUGAAGACGUCAACCAAGAUUCCAUGGAAGGAGCAAUUGAUCAGGCCAAAAUGAAGUUUUCGAGAAUAGUAAACAGUCGGUCGUACACCCGGUUCAAUCAAUCUCAGAAUCCUGAUGGAGAGAGCAGCCGUGUGGAGGUGAAGCUUGCUGUGGAUGUUGAGGAGGAAAUGGAUGGAAUAGAACAAGAACAUGUGCAACGUGACACAUACACAAGAUCCAGUCAUUCUGGGCCAAGGAACAAGUGGAGGAUUCUGGUGUGGGUGGGUGGAGUGCUGGUCAUCUUCUGUGUAGGUUUACUCAUUGGAUACUCUGUCCACCGCAAGUCUGAGCCUGCUACCUGCUCUCCGGGAGAUGGUGUGAUCAAGCAUGACCCUGAAGAUCUACCUAAUCAAGAAAUUCCACCAUAUUAUCCACCUUCUUUGGAUUGGAGUGACCUUGUUGGACUUAUGAAUGAUAAACUGUCAUCUAAAGCCAUUGAAGACAAAUUAAGUAAGUAUUCCCAGAUUCACCGCAUGGCAGGAUCAUUUGCAGAUAAUAAGUUAGCUGAUGAUAUCCAUGAUAUUUUCACACAACUGAAUAUGGACCCCUGGGUUGAUGAACACUAUGUGAAGCUACAGUUUCGUAACAGCUCCAGUCCAAACAAAGUGUUGUUUGGUGCAGUGGAGAUUGGAAGUCCAAAAGGAUACCUGGCUUACAGUGAAACAGGACGUAGAGAGGGCAGAGUGGUGUAUGCCAACUAUGGUGAGCUUUCUGACCUGCAGAAUAAAGAAUACAAACUGAAUCUAAAUGGAUCUGUUGUACUGAUGAGAGCUGGAAAAAUCAGCAUGGCUCAGAAGGUUAUGAAUGCAGCUAAAAUGGGUGCCGUAGCAGCUCUGAUCUACCCAGACCCGGCUGACUAUAAAACUCUGUCUUGGGAUGCUGAACUUUAUGGUCAUGUCCACCUGGGAUCAGGUGAUCCUUACACCCCAGGAUUCCCAUCCUUUAAUCACACACAAUUUCCUCCUGCCAAGUCCUCUGGUCUUCCAGGAAUACUUGCUCAGACAAUCACUGCUAACAUGGCAAAAUCAAUCUUUGAAAAAAUGGGAGGAGAAGAUGCUCCUGCUAGAUUUAAGGGUGACUUCCCCACUUACAAAGUGGGAAGUGAGAGUGACAAAGUAACCGUAGCAGUCAAUAAUAAUCUUGCAGACACCAAGAUCCAUAAUGUGUUUGGAGUCAUCAAAGGUUAUGUGGACCCUGAUCGUUAUGUUGUGAUUGGAGCGCAGAGAGACUCCAUGACUUUGGGAUACGCCAAGUCUGCAGUUGGCACUUCUCUUCUGCUGGAGCUUGCGAGAGUUUUCACAGAGCUAAAGAAAGAUGGUUUCAGACCCAAAAGAAGUGUUGUGUUUGCCAGCUGGACCGCAGGGGAUUUUGGAAACGUCGGAGUUACUGAAUGGCUUGAGGGAUAUUGGUCAUCACUGGACAGAAAAGCUUUUACUUACAUCAGUUUGGAUGGUGUUGUUACUGGUGCAGAUUCUUUUAGAGCUUCUGCCAGUCCUUUGUUGCACACACUUCUGCAGAAGACCCUGGGAAAGGUCAAAACCCCAAGGUCAAGUUCAAGCCUUCUCCAGAAUUAUGGUCGUGAUUUUUCAUCACUUCUGACGCCCAUGCAGAUGGAUGAUGGUGCAUAUCCUUUCCUGGCCCUCUCUGGAAUCCCAUCUGUUUCUUUCAGUUUCAUCUCUCCUUCGUAUCAACAGUUCUUAGACACAAAUAUGGAUGAAAAAGAGCAUCUGGACCGCAUCACCAAGCAGAAAGUGGUUGAGUUGUCCGUGCUUGCUGCUCAGGUUGCUGGGCAGAUGGCCCUUCGGCUCAUCCAUGAUCACAUCCUCAAACUAGAUGUUACCAAGUAUUCUGAUGUGAUCGACCGCCACGUGAGCGACAUCAUCAAGCGCGUUGACGCACUCAAAAAUGACAGGGUCGAUAAAAUUGUGCCUUUGUCAACGAAGUGGCUGAAUGCGGCAAAGAACUCCUACGGUCGUGCCGCAGCCUCUCUAAAUGUUGACAUAAGCAAUACCGACCUGAAUGAUAUGGAGAUGUGUCGCAUAAUCAAUAACCGCAUAAUGAAGGUGGAGCAUAAUUUUCUCUCUCCUUACGUCUCUUUGAGAGAUGUCCCAUUCCGCCACAUUUUCUUUGGUAAUGGCUGGCAAACCAGCACAGACCUGGAAAAGUACUUGGGUGAUGUACAAGAAAAUAAGACAAGCUUGAACAUAGACGAGGUCCUAAACAAGUUCGCUCUACUCACCUGGACCAUCCAGGGCUGUGCUAAUGACCUGGCUGGAGAUAUCUGGUCCUUGGACAACGAGAUAUAGAGUUUUUCACUGUUACAUCAACCAACUUGUCAUCGGCUUUGCUUGAAAAUAUUUUUAGAUAUACAAAUAUAAUCCUGUCACUAUGAAGUAGAUCUGAUUUGGAACAAUGAAUUUUGACCAAGCAUAUCUUCAAAAAUAAUAUGAAUCUUAUUAAGACCUAUAGUGAGAUAUUGAAUGUUUUUAUUGCAUUACAUUAUUAUUAUAGCAGGACUAGGGAUAAAUAAUACAAUAUUUAAUUGAUAAAGAAAUUAGAGCACAAGGUCAUCAACUUUGCUCCUCUGCAAAUUGUUCUAAGGUGCAUGUCAUUUCUGGUUUACCUUGAAAAUGUUUUUGAGUAAAUUGGGUAAAUCUUGUCCUCGGCUGCUACUUGGGAAUUUUGGUCCCUUUCGCACUUCAUAUAAAACCCCAACUCAGCCUCUAUGACCAACUGAGGACCAUACUGUAUUUAUUUCUUAUUUAUUUAUCAGUGGCAGUGUUCACUAUAAAAGUGUCUUUUUUUUUUUCUUUUUUAAUUAUCGGAAGCAGUGCCUUCCAUAAUUAUGGCGGUUAUACUGUCAGUUCUUAAAAGCAGCAUCUGCUAACAGAAAUACAUGUUACCAACAGCUGGCAUUAGAAAUGUCUCUUGUUACAGGUGCUUGAGGAAAUAAGCUCUAAAGCACCUGUUUUAAUAUUACAGAGUAGUUCCUCUUCUUUAAAAAAAGAAAAGCCCAAAAUUUGUAAAAUUGAAACCAGAGCAUAAAGCCAUUGAACAACAUGGCAUGGUUAAAGGAUGGUUUUAUAAAUUUCCUUAUAUUUAAGUAUCUCUUUUGUUGUUCUUAUUUGUCUGAAACAAUUUGAUGAAUUGGCAAGGCCAGUUUCCAUUUUGACCAAACUUGUGGGCUCAAGCAUUUUUGUGACAACAGCAUUUCUCUGUAACAUUUAUAUUUCUAUUCUAAAUCCAUUAUCGGGAGCAGUGUCUUCCAUAAUGUGGAGUGUUCGAAGGUAGUUUUUGCCUACCGGCGUGUAUAUAUCGAGGACAGUGAUCCUCAUAUUUCACUGUAGGGUGGAUCAAGUUAUCGGGAACAGUGUUUCCCAUAGUUCUGUAAAUAUUUAUUUUUCAUUAUCAUGUGCUUUGUGUGGCUUUUUUCCCUGCUUUGCAAUAACUAAUCUGAACAACUUUUGAAGAUGUUUGUUACAUCUAGUCAUGCCCAUUUAGUUUUUCAAGGUCAGUUUCUUUUCAAUGUUUCACUGGGUUUAAGAUUUCACUUUUCUGGCCUGUUUCUGUUUCCAAAAAUUGAUAUUCAUUGUGUAAUUUCUCGAGAGGCUCUUUCAGUUGUUUGAUUUUGGUUGCUAUUUCUGUACCUGUCCUUUUUUCCCCUAUAAGGCAGGUGUUUGAAAAGAGGAUGUGGUCGUAUUGCAUAAUGAUUAGGAUGUGAUGUAAGACUGAUUAGCUUGCUGCUGAUUUUACAUAAUGGUUUCAUGUUUGAAUGCACUUAAGACAAAAUUUUGGUGGACAAGUUUUGCAUACUAGUCUGCAGCUCUGUCUUUUCUCCUCCUUAUGGCACUUAGCAGAAAGUUGCAGAAUGUGUUUGGUCUUUCAUAGCAUAGACGUGCAUGAAAUAAAUCUAAACAUCACAGGUUGUUAAAAACAAAGUGUGUGUUUUAAAGCUGAAUGUGAUGGCGAAAUAAAGUUACUAGACAGUUCAAUUUGUGUGAAUGAACGGUUACUUUUAGAUAAGCAUGGUUUGAUUUGCCAAAUUUAUCUUUAGCAAAAUGAAUAGGCAGUAAAAUUGAUCAAUCAGAUAUGUCUAGAUGUGUUGGGUGUUGGGGUUACAAGAGAAACUGAUUGCUGUUGUUAGAAUUGAUGUUUGUAUGCAAUAUCUGUCAACCUUUGCUCUAAUAAACUUGGCAUUAGAAGCA
Cyprinus carpio (common carp) is the source of this 4431-nucleotide messenger RNA. Its product is annotated as transferrin receptor protein 1. NCBI's taxonomy places the organism in Eukaryota, Metazoa, Chordata, Actinopteri, Cypriniformes, Cyprinidae. Gene Ontology annotation, biological process: transferrin transport; intracellular iron ion homeostasis. Gene Ontology annotation, molecular function: transferrin receptor activity. Gene Ontology annotation, cellular component: external side of plasma membrane. The record is from RefSeq and is a predicted model, not a curated record.